UUGAGAGAUAGUCCCGGUUUUGUUUUUUAUUCCCCAACUACUCCUUUUUGUAUUUUCUACUCCUAAUUUUGCUUGGUUGGACUGCUCGGUUCGUCAUUCGUUGCCAGAACCCGGUAAACGGGUGAACAAUCCCUCUGGCCUUUUGUGGCUCUGUGCCUCGCUGAAAAAUCCAUCGACCGUCUCGAGCCGAGUGCGCCCGCGCAUUCCUUCGCAUCCGGCCAAGCAUGGGCGAUCUGAACAACACCGCCGCGGCGAGGGAGCAGCUCCUGCCCGUCGCCGACCCCGCGUAUCGGUUCCGCUCCUUUUCAAUCCACGAUGACGACCCUGCGGUUCGCAAACGAUACCGCCCAUUCCUCCUGGGCGACGAGAUAUCCAAUUCGGACUGGGUCAUGAAGCUCGAACUGGCGGCGGCGGCUAAGAUGGUUGAGACCGAGAUUCUCUCCCAAGGAAAGGACAGAUUGAGAGUUCUCGUGCUCUACGGGAGCCUCAGGAGCCGGUCAUACUCGAAACUCCUCGCCUACGAAGCCUCUCGCAUUCUCUUCCGCCUCGGCUGUGACGUCCGAGUCUACGAUCCAUCCGGCCUCCCAGUCAAAGACGACCAGCAGCACGAUCACCCCAAAGUCCAGGAGCUCCGCGAGCUCAGCAAGUGGAGUGAUGGUCACGUCUGGGUGAGCCCAGAGCAACAUGGCAACCUUACCGCCGUCUUCAAGAACCAGAUUGACUGGAUCCCGCUUUCCACCGGCAGUGUCCGGCCGACGCAGGGAAGAACACUAGCGAUUGCCCAAGUCAACGGCGGCUCACAGUCUUUCAAUGCUGUGAACUCGCUACGGAUCCUAGGCCGCUGGAUGAGGAUGUUUACUAUCCCGAACCAGAGCUCCAUUCCCAAAGCAUGGACGCACUUUACGGACGCAGACGAUCCGGUGGACGGGGGCAGCCGUCUCAAACCGAGCUCAAACAGGGACAGGCUGGUAGACUGUAUGGAGGAGUUUGUGAAAUAUACAAUCAUCAUGCGGCCGCAUUUUGAUCUCUUUGGGGAUCGAUUCAGCGAGAGGGAGGAUGCAAAGGCAAAGGCAAAGGCAAAGGCCGCCACGUGAAUGGGCGCUCGGUUAUAUUAGAUGGAUAGGUGCGCUGGUAAAUUAGAUCAAUAGAUGGUUAAACGCAAUACCUCCUCCGAAACGCCAUUGUCUCAACUCGGCUCCUCUCCACACUACG
Molecule: messenger RNA, 1212 nt
Organism: Gaeumannomyces tritici R3-111a-1
Lineage: Eukaryota; Fungi; Ascomycota; Sordariomycetes; Magnaporthales; Magnaporthaceae
Exons: 4
Coding region: 225-1094 (289 amino acids)
Molecular function (GO): oxidoreductase activity
Source: RefSeq, a predicted model, not a curated record